Messenger RNA from Onychostoma macrolepis, 1989 nucleotides. RefSeq lists its product as uncharacterized. The transcript is spliced from 17 exons. Bases 182 to 1600 code for a protein of 472 amino acids. The record is from RefSeq and is a predicted model, not a curated record. NCBI's taxonomy places the organism in Eukaryota, Metazoa, Chordata, Actinopteri, Cypriniformes, Cyprinidae.
AAAGAAGAGGAGGAGGAGGAGAAGAAGGAAGAAGACGUCGACAUCCGCGGCCAUUCUGCUACAGUCUUAAAAGUUACAGUUUAAUGUUUUUAGCAGCACAUAAAUCAUCAUGUACAUCAAAAACUAAUAUUAGUAAUAUUUAUACUAUCCACUGAAAUCAGAUUAUGUAAGCUUCAACACUAUGAAGACCACUUUAAAAAUCGUUCCGUUUUUGCUAGUGAUGUGUGGUGUGUUUGGUGCUGAAACAGAUGAAGUGAAGUCAGUGAUGGAGGGAGAUUCUGUUACUCUAAUCCUCGAUCUUACUAAAAUACAGAAACUUUAUCUGAUACAGUGGAGGUUUGGAGAUCCAGGUCCAGUCAUUGCUCAAAUUGAUGGAAAUGAAAUCUCAUAUGAAGAUGAUGAGAGAUUCAGAGGCAGACUGCAGCUGAAUCAGACUGGAUCUCUGUCAUCUGUCACCAUCACAAACAUCAGAACUAAUCACUCUGGACUUUAUAAAGCAGAAAUCAGCCACAACACUGGAACCUUAUAUAUUAAGUUUAGUGUUACUGUCUAUGAGUCUCCAUCUGUUUUUGCUGGGGCUGAAGCUGAAAUGAAGAGCGUGUCAGUGACAGAGGGAGAUCCUGUCACUCUUCAUGUUACUCAACUACAAGGAAAUGAGCUGAUACUGUGGAGGUUUGGAGAUGAAGGGAAACUCAUAGCUAAAAGUGAUAAAGAGGCCAAGAGCUCAAGAUUAUAUGAUACUGAUGAGAGAUUCAGAGACAGACUGGCGCUGGAUCAGACUGGAUCUCUGAUCAUCACAAACACCAGAAUCACAGACUCUGGACCUUAUACAGUGAAGAUCAGCAGCAACAAACAGACCUUAUACAAGAGAUUCACUGUCACUGUCAGUGAACCAGGUCUGUCUCCAGGUGCUAUAACAGGGAUUGCUGUUGUUAUGCUGCUAAUGGCUGCAGCUGCAGCUGCUGUUGUUGUACUUUAUUGUCGCAAGACCUCUGAACUAAAAAAUCAAAAGUCGAAGAUCUCUGAACGACAAAAUGAAACGUCGGAGAUCUCUGGAAAACUAAAGCAAAUGUCCGAGAUCUCCGCACAACUAAAGCAAAUGACGGAGGACUGUGAAAAAGAAUUGCCUGAGAUAUCUGAACACCAUCAAACAUUGAAGAUCUCAGAAAAACUAAAGGAAAUGUCGGAGAUCUCUGAACGACUAAAGCAAAUGUCGAAGUACUGUGAAAAAGAAUUGCGCAAGAUCUCUGAACGACUAAAGCAAAUGUCUUUGACAAAGAAAGGGGAGAUCUCUGAACAAGAAACACCUUUGAUCGAUGAAGUGGAGAUCUUUGAACAAGAAAUAGGUGCUGUCUCAAAAGAAGAGACAAGAUCAGAGAUGGAGAAAGGUGAAAGGGAACGGCGCAUUUUUGUUGAAGACACUGUCGUAAGUCAAGCGAUUGGAGGGCCGCAUGGUGCUGAUGGGAUAGUCGGAGACAGACAGGGCAAGAGCCUUGUAGUCUGUAACACCGGUACUGAACAUAGUGGAGUUUUUACACAUGAAUCAACAGGAAAAGGAGUGAAUGAAGAAACACUACAAUCCGAUGAGCUGCUGGGUUAAUGAAUGAUAAUCAAAUUGUCCGCGUUCGCACAUUAUUUUCACCUACUAGUGGCUUGUACAAUGUCUGCAAUGCCUGAGGAGACAAAGCGACCAAUAAUACUUCCAAAAGAUCUUCACAUCUCAACGAGUCCCGAUGAGUCUGUGUGUAUUCAGGUUUAAUUUGAAUAGAAAAACAGGUACACACACACACACACACACACACACACAUACAUACAUACACAUAUUUGUAUUAAUGUUACACUACAUACCUGUGACCCUUAUGUUACCUGUAACAAUUUGAAUCACACAACGUGUGUGUGUGUGUGCAGGUUGCUGUUUUAUGUAAUUAACACUAAUUAAUGUUCUCAUUGACUUUGAUCACAGUGUAAAGAUUAAAUUACCUUCUCCAA